AUGCGAUUGAACAAGGAAUACCAUCAAAACCAUUCGGAACAAGAGCGUGAAAUUCGACGACGCACAUUCUGGGCGUGCUUACAGCUUGACAGGAUGCUUGCUUUCUACCUGGUCAAACCGCGCACCCUAUCUUUGAGGAAUAUCAGUAUCGCCCUCCCCGGUAAUGAUGUUUCUCUCGCAUAUGGCGAGAAAUCCCGAGCAACAACACUAGAAAGUUUACAGACUUUCAGUGGAACUAUUUCAGAAAUUGGGCUCCAGCCAUACUUGAUCAAGAGUCUUUGUCUAUGGAGUGACUUGGCAGAUUUUCAUGUCACCCAGGAGCGCAUGGUCUCAACCCUCCUACCUACAAACCCCUCUAGUCGCUUUGCACAACUUUCUUCUUCCCUUCAGAGCUGGGAAAAUAUUUUACCACCACGUAUACAAUGGUCGGAAGAGAAUUAUAGAAUACACCUUGACCUCGACAGCGGAGGUGUAUACUUGGCCAUCCAUUGUCUACUGAAAAGUGCACGUUGUGUUUCCUAUCAAGACUACCUGCCCCAAACAGACGGAAACUCGAUCUCUUUGGACUAUGUGGACCCUGCAGGAUGGCCUCUUCUCCAUAGAGAACCAUCUCUAAUAUCAAUCUGCCUGUCUCAUGCUUUGCAAAUGGGCGAGAUGAUUGCAACCCACCUAACCUCUGAUCAAGAUUUCAAGAACCAAGGACAAUCCACCAUGAUAGCUCUUAGUAUAUUGUCUGCAGCUAGCCCUCUUUUAUGGUUACAGUAUUCGCAAGGCUCUCAUGGGUUUGAUAACGACAGAGACCGCGCUGGAGUCUACUUUGAGAAUUAUAUAAAGCUCUUCAGAUCCUGGCGAGAGGCAUGGGCUGUCGCAGGUAUCUGGCUGCGACAAUUGGAGGAGAUGCGCGCUCUAUAUCGAUUUGCGUAUCUAGGUGCCAUAGAAGAUGAGGACUCUACACCGUCACCGACAAACGAGCCGAGCAUUGCCGUUGGGUAUAACUCACAGUCUCCAGAAUACCGCCCAAGCCCCGGUGAUGGAACGCCGCAGGCCAAUAUUCCAAAAUCUCUUUACGCGCUGCUUCGUCUCAACAGAGUCGCGACUCUAGACCUCCGUGCAGAAUACCAGUCAUCAGUCUGGCUGACAUUAAUGCAGGGUUGGCCACGAAGUGGUGAUUCUGAUGUCUGGGAUGACUUUCCACGAAACGAGGUUUCUUAUGCAUCUGUGAACUGGUGA
This is a messenger RNA of Penicillium macrosclerotiorum, 1230 nucleotides long. Its product is annotated as fungal specific transcription factor domain-containing protein. The coding region runs from base 1 to 1230 and encodes 409 amino acids. Gene Ontology annotation, molecular function: zinc ion binding; DNA binding. The transcript has a single exon. The record is from RefSeq and is a predicted model, not a curated record. Lineage: Eukaryota; Fungi; Ascomycota; Eurotiomycetes; Eurotiales; Aspergillaceae. Gene Ontology annotation, biological process: DNA-templated transcription. Gene Ontology annotation, cellular component: nucleus.